AUGAGUCACAACACUUCUAGCCUGAUCGCCGAUGAACUUGACGAGAGCCUCUGGCACGCCCCUGCGGAACAGGAAGCAGUCGGCAACUCAUCCAAUGCCCCAAAACACACAUACCACGAACAAGAAGAAUAUGAAGAAAGCCUGCGUCAAGAACUACAGGGCGUCCGCCAGGCUAAUGAGGCUAUUGAGGGUGUGAUUCAGAGUCUCCACAAGGCCAAAAGCAACAUGAAGACCGUGAAUAACACUGUCUCCGCUGCGUCAAGCCUGCUUAAUACGUGGACAAAGAUCUUAUCUCAGACAGAACACAAUCAGCGUCUUAUCCUUGACCCCUCAUGGCAGGGUACCAGUCAAGAUAUUGCAGACAUCGACGAGGAAGCCAUGGAGAAAAAGCGCGCUGCCGAGCGACGAGAAGCGGAGCAGGAGGAGAAAAAGAGAGCGGCGGCAAAACAAGCGGAGGAGGAAGAAAGGCGCAGGACCGAGGCGGCCACCAAGCCCGCAAGAGCGACUUCGCGCGGUACAGGAAGGGUUGGCAUCGCUGGGAGAGGCUCCGCUGCAAGCACACAGUCCUCGUCAUACGUACAAUUGGGCGGGUCUAAUACCAGCGGUAUAAAGCGAGGGGCAGUUUCCAGCAGAAGAAUCGCAUCAGGACUUGGGCGAGGAGCAGCUGGCAGAGCCUCUAGAGGACGUGGUUGA
Messenger RNA from Cladophialophora psammophila CBS 110553, 693 nucleotides. RefSeq lists its product as uncharacterized. Gene Ontology annotation, cellular component: mitotic spindle; DASH complex. Bases 1 to 693 code for a protein of 230 amino acids. The transcript has 2 exons. Gene Ontology annotation, biological process: mitotic cell cycle. Lineage: Eukaryota; Fungi; Ascomycota; Eurotiomycetes; Chaetothyriales; Herpotrichiellaceae. The record is from RefSeq and is a predicted model, not a curated record.